AUGGAGGAAAGGAGCUUGGCGAGAGAAGAAAUUCUGCACAACAAGCUGGAUGCAAUUCUUAACAUACUUAUUGCAUUGGAGUCCAAUACCUCCGGAAUAAUGCGCGGGUCUAAAACUCCUGAACACUUCAGCUCAUGCUUGAAAGAGCCUACGAAGCAGUCCGGUACCUAUCUCAUCGAGCUGGGACAAAACAAGCAGCCAGUAAAGGUGAACUGCGAGCAAAACGUGGAAGGAGGUGGCUGGAUUGUGUUCCAGUACCGAUACAAUGGAAAAGAGAAUUUCUUCCGAAACUGGUCUGACUACCGAGACGGUUUCGGAGAUCUAAACGGCGAGUAUUGGCUGGGCCUGGAAAACAUACAUCAAAUUACAGCAGCCCGACCGCACGAGUUGAUGGUAGAGAUCAAAGACUUCCACGGAAACUACGGAUACGCACAUUAUGAUGAAUUCGAAAUCGGCAAUGAGUCGGAAGGAUACAAUCUGAAAAAACUCGGGGAGUUCCAGGGUAGCGCUGGAGAUGCGAUGGAUUCGAACAGGGGUGAAAAGUUCAGUACUGCUGACCGUCCCAAUGAUGCAGGUACAUGUGCCGUGAUUAAAAAAGGUGGCUGGUGGUACGAUGACUGUUCUUAUGCUAAUAUCAACGGACCAUACAUGAAUGUUAAAAAUGCUUGGGGUGCUAUGAGCUGGUAUAAUUUUCACAAUGACUACCGUGGCUUGUCUUAUUCAAGGAUGAUGAUGCGAGAGCUAAACGGGGAUGAAUAA
Molecule: messenger RNA, 759 nt
Organism: Anopheles coustani
Lineage: Eukaryota; Metazoa; Arthropoda; Insecta; Diptera; Culicidae
Product: microfibril-associated glycoprotein 4-like
Exons: 1
Coding region: 1-759 (252 amino acids)
Source: RefSeq, a predicted model, not a curated record